Molecule: messenger RNA, 1095 nt
Organism: Cotesia glomerata
Lineage: Eukaryota; Metazoa; Arthropoda; Insecta; Hymenoptera; Braconidae
Product: ATP-dependent DNA helicase pif1-like
Exons: 1
Coding region: 1-1095 (364 amino acids)
Biological process (GO): DNA repair; telomere maintenance
Molecular function (GO): DNA helicase activity
Source: RefSeq, a predicted model, not a curated record
AUGAUUGGUGCCGAGCUCUUGAACCAAAUAGACACAAGACUAAAGCAAAUAACCGGAAAUUUUGAUGAAAAUUUUGGUGGAAUAGACAUUAUUUUUAUUGGAGAUUUGCGGCAACUACCUCCAGUCCGAGCAACUCCAAUCUAUAAGCAGUCAAAACAACGGAUGGUUGGACCCUUACUUUGGCGAGAAUUAAAAUUCUACGAAUUAACUCAAAUAAUGCGUCAAAAUAACGAAAUGUUUGCUUCUAUUCUCACAAAAAUUGGUAGUGCUAUAAUUUUAAAUGAUAAUGAAUUGGCCGUUAUCGAGUCCAGAUUUUUUACGAAGGAAGACGUCUCACAGCGGUGUCCAAGUGGUGUACGAUUAUUCCAUGAUAAUGCAUCGGUUAACGCAUACAACAUGCGAGCUCCACAAAUUGAAAAUAAAAUAGAUUCAAUUGCACUAGACGUAAUUUCUGGCUGUACUAAUCAUGAGCAGGAAGCGAAUACGAGACAAAAAUUACACAAGAUGUCAGUGAUUGAUACAAGAGGGUUGCCAUACGAAAUUAUUUUUGUUAUUGGCAAACCUUACAUUAUUACAACUAACAUAGACGUGGUAGACGGAUUAGCUAAUGGCGCCGUUGGAAACCUUAUUCAUAUCGAACAAAUCGAAGAAAAUCAAGUUACUCGCAUGUGGCUAGUUUUUCCAGAUAAAAACACUGGUACAGUGGCUAAAAGAAAAGCCGCUGCCUUUGUUGCAGAACAUAAUAUCGAUAAACGUGCUGUGCCUAUUGUGAGUCGAACUUCAAUAAUAUCACUUAAUAAUAAUAAAACUAUUGUAAGAAAAAGAAAUCAUUUUCCAUUGAUAUCAGGAUGUGCUAUGACUAUUCAUAAGUCUCAAGGAAGUACUUAUCACGAGGUGGUGUAUGAGUAUAGUAAAAGUCAUAGUAUUCCAUUACUUUACGUAGCUUUAACACGAGUAACAAGUGUUGAAGGGUUGUUUAUAUGUAACAGUACGGAUGAUUUAAGAUUUUAUCAUGGAAGGAGAGUUGAUCCAUCAGUUUCCAGCUUACAGCACGAAUUUAAAAGAUUAUAUUUAAACAGACUUACUACAUUGUAA